AUGUACACAUACGAACUGGCGAGGACCUUCCCGCCACGACCGCAAGACGUGGUUUACCACGUCGGCUGGAUGGGCCUCACCUUCUCUCUGUACUGGUCUGCCAUGAGUACGGAUCCGGCCAUCGCCACGCUGAUGAUCCGCAACGUGGCGGCAUGCAGCUUCUUCAGCCUCGGGCUCAGCAGCGCCGUGCAGCUGGCCAUGCUUAUCAUGGAGCGUCUGGGGCCGUGGACGCGUCCGCCGCUCAGGAUGACACGGUGCUUCCGCGGACUGGUGUGGACGCUGGUGCUGAGCCGGCCAAUGUCGUGGGCGGUGUACAUCGUCACAUACGAGGCGCUGUGGCGGAUCACGGCGACGCUGGCCGACUUUGCGGUCAUGACUGUGCUUACCAUCGCGUUCCUCGGGCUGUCUUUUCCCAGUCUGGGCGCCCUGAGCCAGCUCGCCUCGGAGCAGAAGCCUCUGAUGGACACGAUUGAUGAGCUGCGGAGAUAUCAGAUAGACAGAAUCAUCGACCUGCCGCAGAUCAUAGUCAUCGGGGAUCAAUCGUCGGGCAAGAGCUCAGUGCUUGCUGCUAUCUCCAGAAUCCCAUUCCCAGCCAAGGGUACCGUCUGCACCAGGUUCGCCAUCGAGCUUGUGCUGCGGACAAGCUCCCGGUCCACCCUCGGUGCACACAUUCACCGCACAGAUGGCUCGGCCGUGGAGCUCCGCGCAGUAGCCGACACCAAUUUCGACAAUGGCCUGCUCGCCCAGAUUAUUGGGGACGCCGGGCAGAGAAUGCGGGCACCUACCGGCUUCUCCGAAGACGUGCUCAGAGUCGAGAUCUGCCGGCCGGACGUGCCGCAUCUGACACUGAUCGACCUCCCUGGCUUCUACCACUCGGAGAACGAGGAACAGUCGGCCGAGGGCCGGGAGCUGGUCGAGCGGCUGGCGGACAAGUACAUGGCGAGGGAUACGAGCAUCAUCCUCGCCAUUGUGGCGGCCAGCAACGACAUGAUCCUCCAGUCCGUCCUCUCCAAGGUGCGCCGGCACGACAAGGGCGGCCGUCGCACACUCGGCAUCAUCACCAAGCCGGACCUGCUUCUGCCCGGCAGUCGUGGUGAGCUGAUUGUGCGGCUGGCCCGCAACACACACCCGUCCCACGCACUCGAGCUCGGCUGGCACGUGCUCCGCAACCGCGACGAGGACGAGAAGGACGACUCGGACGACAUCAGAGACGCCAAAGAACAAGAGCUGUGCGACAAGGCGCCCUGGAACUCGCUGAGGAGUGCAGACCGUGGGGUCGCCCGGCUGCGGACGAAGCUCAGCAACAUCCUGCUCCGCCAUAUCCAGAAGAGCCUGCCAGAUCUCGACGACAACAUCCAGCGCAAGAUCAGCGAGUACGACGUGCGGAUCCGCCAGCUGGGCCCUCCGCGCGACAAACCCACCGAGAUGCGCGCUUUCCUGGACAGAGUCGCCUCGCAGUACCAAAACAUCUGUAGCCGCGCCUUGAGCGGCAACUACAGUCACGAGUUCUUUGGUGGUCUGUACCCUGAUGACGAAGAGGAUGGGCGUAUCCGCAAGAUCAGGGCCCUCGUGCGCGACCUCAACCGCGCCUACACAUACAUACUCGCCAGCAGGGGCUCGCGGCGUCGGGUAGUGUUUCCCGACGACCAUGGGAAGCUGGGCGGUGAUGCCGAAUCAGAUGGCGAUGGGGGCACGAAUGACUCUGACUCUGACUCUGACAGGUCCAGCGGCGAUGGUGAUACCGAUGCGGCCGAGGAGGCUCAAGCCUUCAUUGGAGGCUGGAGUGUCCACGCCUCGGGUGAGAUAUUGCGCCUUACCCAAGCUUACAAGUUCGACGAGCCAGAAAAGGUACCCGUGGCCAAGAUGGCUCGAGAGCUGGAGCUGCUCGCGUCGAGGAAUCAGGGCACAGAGCUACCUGGGUCUUCCAACGACAGCCUCGCGCUCAAUCUGUUCCGGGACCAGAUCACGCCCUGGAAUGAGAUUGCCAGCUUCCACGUCAGACAUGUCACCUCGUUCGCCAGGGCCUUUGUGGAGAAGCUGUUGACGCAUAUCAUUGACGAGCAGGAUGGUGCGCCGUACCUCGCCAUCGCACAGCACCUGGUGGACCCGUUCUUCGAGACCACCGCCGCGAAUCUGCACGACAAAGUUGCGGAGUUGCUCUUCCAUUACCAGGAGGGCCACCCACAGCCGUUUGACCCCGAGUUUGAGGCGCUGUAUAUAGAUGCCAGGCGUCGCUCCACCGUUGAUGCGGCAGUAGACAUGCUCAAGGAGAAGCCAUGGCUCUUGUCGGAAGAAGGUCGGGCGCUUCUGGCUGACCGCCUUCGCCAGGCGCAGGACAAGGUCCAGCCUGCACCCGCGGCACUGGAUAUCAUCGCCAAGUGCCAGACCUAUUACCAGAUCUCCAUCUACUCCUUCAUAAAUAACGUCAUCGUGCUCGCCCUCGAAAAUUGUCUGAUCAGGAAGUUGCCUUCAAUCAUCACGACCGAGAUGGUCAGCAGAAUGGAAGACGAGGAGCUCCGGCUGCUCGCGGCUGAGUCAGCAACUACCCAGCUCGACCGCGCCGAGCUGCAGCGAAACAACGAGGCGCUGAAGAAGGCAGCCAAAGCACUAAGGCCAUACCGCACGCGCGGAGCCCAUCCGGCCCUUCCGAUGUUUGUAAAUGAUGCUGUCAGUGAACUUCCUUCGCCAGACAAGAAAGGGGGCACAAAGACAGACUCAUAUAUUUCUUCCACCUUUGGUCUGUCCGGUUCGAAGAAGGAUCCUACGAACAAGGCCCAAACGCCAAUUCUGCCACAGGGCUCCCACGUCAACCCGACAACGGACACCCAGACAUCCCAUGAAAGCGUUUCCCUAGGCCAAAAGCCCUUGCUACAAAACGGCAACGACCCCAUCGAUUUCAUCCUCAGGUACAUCUUCGGUGUCAUCCUCGUCGAGUACCGUGGCAGCGAAUCCCUUUUCUGGAACUCCUAUUAUCCGAGGCGAGCUGGUGUCGUCCAGCGGGCUGUCAAAGUCCACAUAUGGGCCGCGUGGAUUUUCGUGGGACAAGGUAUAGUCGAUUUAUAG
This is a messenger RNA of Microdochium trichocladiopsis, 3063 nucleotides long. RefSeq lists its product as uncharacterized. Gene Ontology annotation, cellular component: cytoplasm; microtubule; membrane. Gene Ontology annotation, molecular function: GTPase activity; GTP binding; microtubule binding. Lineage: Eukaryota; Fungi; Ascomycota; Sordariomycetes; Xylariales; Microdochiaceae. The record is from RefSeq and is a predicted model, not a curated record. The transcript is spliced from 5 exons. The coding region runs from base 1 to 3063 and encodes 1020 amino acids.